UCCUUUGUACCUCACCCCUGGCCAUACUCCCUCCCCUUCUUUUCCUCCCUUUUUGGUUUCAUUCUGCCUCUCAGGUGUCACUUUUGCCCUCAGACUCCUUGUUUCUGAUUCUUUUGGAGCUCUCUCUUUCUGAUCAGGUAUUUUUCUCUAGUCUUUUUUGGUUCCUUUAAUCUUUUCCCCUCCCUCAUACCUCUUCUGCUAUGUUGUCCCUCCCUCUGCCCUCACUCUUAUUCGCUCUGACUUGCCCUCCCUCUUCUAUUCUGUCCUCUCUUCCCCCUCUCCCUUUCUCUCUCCUCCCUCUCUCUUGCCUGUCUCUUUUUUUUCUUUCCUCUACAAUCCAACAGAAUGGAAAGUGUAGCUGUCAGCUGCUGUCACGCUGGGAGCUCCCUGCCACUGACACACAAUCUCAUAUUGUUACAAAAACAUUCACAUAGCUACACAAACACACAGUGGCACUGACUUUACAUUGUGCCCUGGGUCUCAUUUGUCCCCAUUCUGAUGUCCUUUCCAGCACCGGACUGCUGCUUUGACAACUUAGGAAUAAAGCAAAGAUAUUUCUGUGAAUCUGGGACCUUAACCACCUGCUGAUUGGAUAUACUUACCCCUGAACAACCUACCUGGCUAUCUCUUGGCAUUCUCUCCUAAUCCAUCUGCAAACUGUCAGAUAACUAUCUACACCUGUGCCCAAGGCACUGUCAAUGCAUUGCUGAUGCUCUUAGUAGAGCCAGGAAAACCUGACAAUUUGCAACUUCUAUCAACAUUCAGCUUUAUAUAUUGUCCCUACUUUAACUGCUGAAAUGCUACAAGCUUGGCCAUUUAUUUCUGCAACGGUACCUGCAUUCCUGCCUUUAAAUUCGCAUUCGUCGUCAUUAAUCUGAGAUUUGUUACUAAGUGGAGCUGAAAUCUCAAUGUCUUCUUUGUUUGAGAACUUCUCUGCGUCCUUGUGUCCGUUGUGAGUGAGCAAUGGUGCGGUUACUGUGGGAUUCCUGCUUGGUGCAUAUUGUCCUGUGAAGUUCUGCUGGGUCCGUGUCUGCAGGUUGUCAUCAUGCUGGUAUCCGCACUACCCCCUCUGCUCCUGUUACUGCUCCACCUGAGCGCAUGGGCAGAAAGGCCGCCUCGCAUCUUCCUGUCCUACAGAGAGCUCAUGGAGACCCGGACUGCCCGCUCCUUCAGCUUUGGCUUUAACACCAGUGAUUACCGGAUCCUCCUCCUGGAUCAGGAUCAAGAUCGGAUGUACGUGGGGAGCCGUGAUUAUCUGCUGUCACUAGACCUCGGGAAUAUUAAUCGCGAACCUUUGAUUAUACAUUGGCCUGCAGCACAGAACCGUCACAAGGAAUGCCUGCUAGCAGGGAGGGGACGCGCAGAUGAGUGCUACAACUUUCUUCGCCUUAUUCAGCCGUUGAAUCGUACCCAUCUAUAUGCUUGUGGAACAGGAGCUUACCAACCACAGUGCGCACUCGUCUACCGAGGAUGGAGGUCUGAGGACUAUGUAUUUCGGAUCGUCUCAGGCUCUCUGGAGUCGGGGAAGGGCAGGUGCCCAUAUGAUCCCAAGCAGGAAAACCUUGCUGCCAUAAUUGAUGGAGUGUUGUACGCUGGAGUUCAGGUAGAUUACAUGGGAACAGACUCUGCUAUUUUCCGCACAAUGGGCCACAAACCUCCAAUCCGGACAGAGCAAUAUGAUUCUCGCUGGCUAAAUGAUCCAUUAUUUGUGGGAUCCCUCGUGGUCUCAGAAAGUAGUUUUAGAGAGGAUGAUAAGCUGUACAUCUUAUUCCGUGAGAGAAGCCUUGAAGGGGAGAAUGGCCCAGCGGUGCUAUCCCGAAUUGCACGCAUCUGCUUGAACGAUGAUGGUGGUUUGCGUUCUCUAGUUGGGAAGUGGACAUCUUUCCUCAAGGCUAGGCUUGUCUGCUCAGUGAUAGGCGACGAUGGGGUGGAAACCUCAUUUGACCAGUUGCGUGAUGUUUUCAUUCAGCCGACGCAGGACAAACAAAACCCGCUAAUUUAUGGGGUCUUCACUACACUGGGUUCAGUGUUCCGAGGCUCUGCCGUCUGUGUAUACUCUCUUGCUGACGUCCGUGCUGUGUUUAACGGGCCGUUCGCUCACAAGGAGGGACAUGGGUACCAGAUGACUGCAUAUACGGGGAAAACACCCUAUCCCCGUCCUGGAGCGUGUGCGGGUGGUUUCUCAGUGACCGGAAUUCGCUCCAGCAGGCACUUUGGGGAGGAUGUUCUCAGGUUUGUUCGCACCCAUCCUCUGAUGUACAGCUCAGUGUAUCCGGUAAACCGCAGGCCCCUCUUGCUACUGUCAGAUGCCUCAUACACCUACACCAGUAUCGCUGUGGAUAGAGUACCAGCUUCAGAUGGGGAAUACACAGUCCUAUUUCUAGGCACAGAUCGUGGUACAGUACAGAAAGUGAUGAUUCUUCCCACUGGGCCCGAGGAGACAGAAGGUCUGACGCUCGAAGAGGUUGAAGUGUUCAGAGUGCCAUCUCCUAUUAAAAACAUCAGAAUUUCGUCCAAACGGCACCAGCUCUAUGUCUCCUCAGACGUGGGGGUGACCCAGCUGUCUCUGCACCGCUGCGCCGCUUAUGGAGAUUCCUGCGCUGAUUGCUGUUUGGCCCGAGAUCCAUAUUGUGCUUGGGACGGGAAAGGCUGUGUGCGUUACACCCCCUCCCCCACAAGGAGGAGCCGCAGACAAGAUGUCAAGCAUGGUGACCCUCUGAGACAGUGCCGGGGGUACAAUACCCAAGUGGAUCGUGGGGUCUCGGAGCGGCUUCAGAUUGGGAUUGAAGGAGGAAGUGUGUUCCUUCAGUGUGAUACUCACUCUCCACUUGAGAGUGUUACUUGGCUUCUGCAGAGAGAUGGCUCGGGACAUCGCAAGGAGGUCAAGCUCCCAAUGAUGGCUGGAGGUGCACUGUUGCGCUCAGUGCACACGCAUGAUGCUGGAGUGUACACAUGCUUGGGCACAGAGAAUGGCUUCCGACGAUCACGGGGCAAAAUUAGGCUCAGCAUCCUCCCUCAGGACCUGCUGGAAAAGCUAACCACCAAUCCUUCCCCAAUGCCACCUCCAGCUCAGUGCCCACCACCCCGCAGACAGAAACCAAGACCGGCAACACCGCAGACAGAAGGGAAUUGAUGGCAGUCUCCACAGAAAGACUAGCAGCGAGGGCUGGUCAGUAGUGCCAGCAUCCCAAACCCAACGCACAAAGGACUCCUACCAUAGGGAGACUAAGGGUGUGAACCAAGCACCCUCACAGCCAGACAGCCUGGCACCAAAGUGGUUAAAUAGCACAGGGCGUGGGGUGAAAGGUUGUAGCAUUUAGUAAGACAUUCCAGAGCAAUGCAUCAGUGCGUGUGUGUGUGUGUGUAUAUAGCGAGCGAUGGAGUGCGGUAUAUUUUAUUUAUCACAAACACUGGAUGCCAGAUCAUGUGUCUCAGCUUAUAAGUAGCAGCCACUCAGAAUUCCGGGACUUUAACUGCGUGGUCAUAUAUGUGUCUGUUUCCCUUGCCACUUGUAAGACAAGAGUGGUGGUAGGGGGUCGUAUUCCAAUGCAAAGGAAAUGUCCCAACCAAACUAAAUAUUAUUCAUGGCUAGGGGAGUAGCAGUGAAAGACACCAGGACUAGCAUGCACUGACAAUGUGGUGUUAUGGGGCAGCUGCCACGUAUCUUUAUUACAAGGGGGUAAAGGGAGCAGCACACACUCUGCAUUACAAUUAAUGUCAAGUAAACAACUAAUGGGAAAACCAAAAUUGUUUCAAUUUAAAGUUUGUUCUUUUUUUUUUUUAACAUUUUGUCCUUGAAUGUUGUGUUGUCUACAUGAAUAGUGAAAUCUUAUGUGACCAGACUGGCGAAUACACGUGGAACACAGAGAGCGCCAUAGCAUUAACGCAAAUGCAACUCUAAAUAAACUUCUGUAGGUGGAAAAGGA
Messenger RNA from Bombina bombina (fire-bellied toad), 3926 nucleotides. Its product is annotated as semaphorin-3F. The coding region runs from base 1046 to 3133 and encodes 695 amino acids. Gene Ontology annotation, biological process: semaphorin-plexin signaling pathway; positive regulation of cell migration; neural crest cell migration. The transcript has 18 exons. Gene Ontology annotation, molecular function: chemorepellent activity; semaphorin receptor binding. The record is from RefSeq and is a predicted model, not a curated record. NCBI's taxonomy places the organism in Eukaryota, Metazoa, Chordata, Amphibia, Anura, Bombinatoridae.